UGACUGGGCAGAUAAAUCCCAUAAUUACUAUCCCUUGGGGCUUUUCUUUGUUUACCCUUUGAAAGGUAUCUGUAGGAAAACAUCUGAUCCUUCCACAACUCUCAGAAUGAUGCACUCUGACAGAACUGGAAGCAGAGCAAGAAAAGACAUCUUCAGGUAGCUAAAGCCGAGCUAGUUCCAGCCUAAGGACGGCAGCAAGCGGUAUAAUGCGGAAGCCAGGCCCUCAGAAAGCCAUAGACUGGAAAGAUGGUAGAAAGCACAAGUAUGGCCGCCCAUCAGAGUCUCCUUCCCAGUACCAAGGUCACUUCACCUGGGAUAAAUACCUGAAAGAAACAUGUGCCAUCCCAGCUCCUGCCCAUUGCUUCAAGCAGUCGUACACUCCACCCAGCAAUGAAUUCAAGAUCAGCAUGAAACUAGAAGCCCAGGACCCCAGAAACACCACCUCCACCUGCAUCGCCACUGUGGUGGGUCUGACAGGCGCACGGCUGCGCCUGCGUCUCGAUGGCAGUGACAACAAGAAUGACUUCUGGCGGCUGGUGGACUCUGCUGAAAUCCAGCCCAUAGGGAACUGCGAGAAGAAUGGAGGGAUGCUGCAGCCGCCUCUAGGUUUUCGGCUGAAUGCCUCCUCUUGGCCCAUGUUCCUCCUGAAAACUCUGAAUGGAGCAGAGAUGGCUCCUCUCCGGAUUUUUCACAAGGAGCCACCGUCUCCAUCCCAAAACUUCUUCAAGACGGGCAUGAAGCUGGAGGCAGUGGACAGGAAGAACCCACACUUCAUCUGCCCAGCCACCAUUGGGGAGGUGAGAGGCUCCGAGGUCCUCGUGACGUUCGAUGGCUGGAGAGGUGCGUUCGAUUACUGGUGCCGCUACGACUCCAGGGACAUCUUUCCUGUCGGCUGGUGCUCACUGACAGGAGACAACCUGCAGCCCCCUGGGACAAAAGUUGUGAUUCCAAAGAGCCCGUUUCCUGUCUCUGAAGGAAGUGCCGAGAAGCCCAGCAUGCACAGCAGCAUGAAGACUGCUUUGGGGCCCCAACCUGAGCAAAAGCGUCGCAAAUCGGGCAAGAAGCGCGGCCGGACGCCCAAGGCCUUGAUCCAUCACCCCAUCCCUACCCCCUCCAAAUCUGUGGAGCCUCUGAAAUUCCCCAAAAAGAGGGGACCAAAGCCUGGCAGUAAGAGGAAACCUCGGACUUUGUUGAAUCCAGCCCCCACCUCUCCAACAACUAGCACCCCAGAGCCAGACACCAGCACUGUGCCCCAGGAUGCUGCUACUAUCCCCAGCUCUGCCAUGCAGGCCCCCACAGUCUGCAUUUACUUGAACAAGACCAGCAGCACCGGGCCUCACCUGGACAAAAAGAAAGUUCAGCAGCUGCCUGACCAUUUUGGACCAGCUCGGGCCUCUGUGGUGCUGCAGCAGGCAGUACAGGCCUGUAUUGACUGUGCUUACCAUCAGAAAACUGUCUUUUCCUUCCUGAAGCAAGGCCAUGGGGGAGAGGUCAUUUCAGCCGUGUUUGAUCGGGAACAGCACACUCUGAAUCUGCCGGCAGUAAACAGCAUCACCUACGUCCUCCGCUUCUUGGAGAAACUCUGCCACAACCUGCGCAGCGACAACCUCUUUGGGAACCAGCCUUUCACUCUGAACCAUAUGCAACACUCCCACGCGUACAGCCACGACAGGUACCUACCAGACAGGAGCAGUUCAUUAGACGGCACUCUGCAGGGACCAGGCCGAGGUACAAAGCGAUACUCCCAAGAUUCCCCUCCAUACAGCGCUCCUCUCUCCCCCAAGUUACCAAAGAAUGACCGUCACCCUUUGGAAGGUGAAACCUUUGUUCUGGGAGACGGCCUCCCAGGGCCCCUGGAACCUCGCCUGGACCCAAUGGACUCUGCCUUGAACUCUGUCAACUCAUCCAGUCCCAGCAGGAACUGCAGAGACUACCGCUUGCAGGGAUACAGGCAUCUGCACCAGCCCUCUAGCCUCACUCAAGGCAAUGCUUCUGCUUUGCGUAGGCUUAGCUCUGGGGGCUCUGAUAGGUACCUAGGAUCUAGAGACUCCUCCCGGCUGAACAGCCGAGACCCCUCUUCCUGGACAGUGGAGGACGUAAUGCAUUUCGUACGAGAAGCUGACCCACAGCUGGGACCCCAUGCCGAUCUCUUUCGAAAACACGAGAUCGAUGGCAAAGCCUUGCUCCUGCUGCGGAGCGACAUGAUGAUGAAGUACAUGGGGCUGAAGCUGGGUCCGGCGCUGAAGCUCACCUACCACAUUGACAAACUUAAGCAAGGCAAGUUCUGAGAGGACUCUUUGCGGGACAGCCCGUGGGAAUGCCGGGCUCCUGGCCACACCCAGUCGCGCCCCCCUGCAGACUGGCACGCAUGCAUCCACCGCAGGCAGACACGGCCCAGAAACGCCUGCAGAUCACUACAUGGAUCCACCAGCCCCCCUCCUUCCACUGUCAGGAGCACAGUAGGCAUGUGAAAGGAGACCAUUUGUUGGCUCCCCGGGGACCAAACAGAGCUCGCCUCAUGGACGUCCUGACGCAAACAGAAGAACCAGUUCCUUGCUCCUCCGCUGAUACUCGUCUGCAGAGCCCAGUCCCUCUGCACCCGAGGGGACGAAGACACCCUGUGUUUUGCAGAGUUCUUCAGCGCCCUGGGCUUCUGUGGUGCUGGAUCCUUUCCCAUUUGUUCCUCUGCAGGAAUGAGACUCUCACGUCUUUCCUCUGCCCCGGUUCCCUUGUCUCUCCUGGCUGUCUGGUCUGGCCUCACCUUGUUUCCUCACUCUGUAUCAGAUGGACAGCUCUGCUGCAGAUGCUACGAUGCUGGCAUUUUCCAUGCCAGGCUGGGCAGGACAGGCUGUGAGAACCCAACUCCUGGAGUUGCAAAUCCACUCCGAGUAACACUAUGGCAAGCUUAAAAGACUGUGCACCCUGUUCCCAGCCCUCCGUGAAGGGCUGUGUGCGGGGGACUGCAGCCCAGAGCAUGGUCACACAAGCCUGCUAGUCCUGCUGUCUUGACAGAGCAGCCUUUCCUCCUUGGCUGGGUCCUCCUGUCCCGGGAGGCCCGUAGCUGGUGAACUUCCUCAUGCUGGCGAUGCCGAGGUGGCAAUUCCUUUGUAUUUAUUUCUGACAAGGCGGGAAGCUCAGCUGAGAGCCCAGAACGGACUGUUAGCGUGGGCUGUGGGCUAGGAGGGCUGGGCGCCCUGUUGAAUUCCUCUCUCUUUUUAAGGGGUCAUCUGUUUAGGAAACAACAAUGAAAUGUUUUUGUAUCUGUUAUGAAAUCGCAACCCUCAGAGCUCUUUACCCAGCAAUGUAAAGGUUCGUCUGUCCAGAUGGUACUGUUAGAAUGGCCUUACCUCUCCAUUUCUUUCUGUCAACCAUCAGCAGGUUCCAGGGGUGUGUGACCGGGGCUGGCUGUGUGACAGCAGCAUCACAACUUCUGGGAAGGCCGUCCCUCUCGCUGCCCUUCCUGGGCCUGUCCCAGCUCCCGGUCGGCACAGCUUGUUUCAAGCUGUUUAAUGUAUUUAUUUGUGAUGGCACUUGAGCAGUGACCCACUGUCCCAUGUCUGAGUUGCUGCAGCUGUAGAGAAAUGAGGUGGAGAAGAACCUAGCCAGGUGCCCCACACCUGCCAUGGGGCAGGAACCUGCUCCCUAGGGAGCCAACAGAACUUUUUCAUGAACUCCGAUGGGAGCAGGCUCUUCAUCACAGCUGUUAGAGCCCUGCAAUGGAAAACAAGGGCUGGGUAAUGCCCCGCACAGUCUCACUGCCUGGUGUGUGACAAGCAGAGGGAAGAGCUGCCAUGCCUCUCGGUGUGUGUAUGAGUCAGCUCGAGGGCAUGGUGGGGCUUGAGCACUGGCCUGCUACCCAUAUGCUGAGAACAUUGCCCAAAUGGACAGGAUGUAGGGAAAUGUCCAUCACAAGCACUUCUUUCCCCUCCUGCCUUUCCCUCUUGCCGUCUGUCCUCUCCCAGCCAGGGGCUCCCUGGGUCAGAGGGCCACGGGAGCUCUUAUGUGGCUCUGCUUUACCCCUAAGGGGAAAUUGGAAAGAAAACCCAAACGUAAUAAAAGGCUGUUUGUAAAACAAGGUCUCUGCUCAAUCCUAGCGGCUGUCCCCAGCACAGCACGACGAACCGGGCGAGGGGCUCGGCCUUGUCGCUCGUCCCAUGGCCAGCGGCAGCACAGGAACCUCCUCCUUGGUUUUCACAUUUCCUUUGCUGCUGUCCAGCUGCAGACGUUCCCCUCGCAGGCAGGUCCCAAUGCAGUGCAGCCCGCGUGCUCCUUGGCACUUACUUUCUGUUGAGUUGUUUAUAAAUAAAAGAAUAACAA
Messenger RNA from Trachemys scripta elegans, 4317 nucleotides. It is a transcript of the gene SCMH1, whose product is annotated as Scm polycomb group protein homolog 1. The transcript has 15 exons. Bases 207 to 2288 code for a protein of 693 amino acids. Lineage: Eukaryota; Metazoa; Chordata; Testudines; Emydidae. Gene Ontology annotation, cellular component: nucleus. Gene Ontology annotation, molecular function: protein binding. Gene Ontology annotation, biological process: regulation of DNA-templated transcription. The record is from RefSeq and is a predicted model, not a curated record.